AUGCUGAUUUCAAGCGCAAGCCAUCUUUUGUCACUCGCCAUCCUCUCCCUUCCGGCCACAGCUGGAUAUCUGCAGCAAGAUGUUGCUUCUUUUCCCCCAGUGAACCUGGGAUAUGCCACCCAUGUUCCGACAUACAUCAAUGUGACCUCCAACGGCCUCAAGCAUGCAAACUACAACAACAUCCGGUUUGCUCAGCCUCCUGUCGGAGCCUUGAGAUUCAGGCGCCCGAAAACUCCUCCACUAAGAGAACAUGGGGUCAAGAACGGUUCUGCUCCCAUGUUUGCAACGGACUGUGUAAGCGCCAUUCCCAACAUAUUUCCACCACAGGGCCUCCCAUCAAGGUCGUGGGGACAGGAGGACUGCUUGUUCCUCAACGUCAGGGUUCCUGAGGGAGUUAAGGAGGGUGAUAAUGUUCCAGUGGUUCACUGGAUACACGGCAGUGGAUAUGCCUACGGAAGCAAAGACCUCCACAGGAUCAGUGGAGAUGGAAGCGGUCUUUUCGAGGACAUGGACCGCGCGUCCCAGAAGUUCAUUUACGUUGCAAGUAACUACAGAAUGGGGCUAUACGGCUGGAGUUCCUCUCCUUUCGAAGAUACAGACGCCAAUGUCGGCCUGCAUGAUACCCUAGCAGCAUUGCAAUGGACCCGUAAAUACGUAUCAAAGUUCGGUGGUGAUCCGCGAAGAAUCACAGCGUUCGGAGAGAGUGCCGGUGCCGGGAUGCUUGAUCUUUUACUUAUUGCCAAAGACGGUAAAGAGGAUCUUCCCUUCAAUAAGGCAUUCAUCGCAUCCCCAGCCAUCUGGCCGCGCAAAGAUCCAAGUCGUCGACAGGCGGUUUUCGACUCUGUUCUCAAAGCAUCGAACUGUGAUUCUGCUGACUGCCUGAGGAAUCUGUCCGAGGAGGACCUAUUCAAAGCAAACGAAUACCUCCUUGUCAAUGUAACAGACGGCAAGACUGGUGCCUUAGGCCCAGGUCCUGGAUUUACACCCGUCGUGGACGGUGAAUAUAUCACUGAUCUUGUUUUGACCGUCUUAGAGAGAGGAGGCUAUAACAAGAGAGUUUCACGAGUUGCCGCUAGCAAUAUGGCCCUUGAGGGUCUAGGGCAGGCACCGCCAGACCAUAUGCCAGAGAUAUUCCCUUAUCUAGUUCGUGGAACAAUACCUCAUGCAUCUGACGAGACGAUCCAGAAGAUACAGUCACUCUAUACGUACCCUGCAGAUCUCCCUGCUAAACUUGGCUGGGAUUGGGUGACUGAUAUAACAUACGCCUGCAACGCUUAUUAUACCGCAAAAGCAUAUGCACCCAAGGCUCAGAGAUAUGUCAUGUCAGUUCCACCAGCAAUACAUGCACUAGACCAAAGCUAUUAUUUUUAUCAAGAUAAUACCACCACUCCGGUCACUAAUGUUAACCUCGCAAGGGAAUUCCAGGAACAUAUGCGGCGAUAUAUUACCGGCGGAAAGAAUUUAAGAAAAUUUACUAAUCUUAUAGACUUCCCGACAUAUGGGCAUGAUGAAUCUAUCUUCAACGUUACCCUUGACGGAUGGAAAAAGGAAAAAGAUCCGUGGGAAGUUGAUCGUCGGUGCCAGGUUUUGCAUGACAUAUUUGCUGAUCCAAAUAACGGUGCUUGA
Trichophyton rubrum CBS 118892 is the source of this 1626-nucleotide messenger RNA. RefSeq lists its product as uncharacterized. Lineage: Eukaryota; Fungi; Ascomycota; Eurotiomycetes; Onygenales; Arthrodermataceae. The transcript has 4 exons. The record is from RefSeq and is a predicted model, not a curated record. Bases 1 to 1626 code for a protein of 541 amino acids.